This is a messenger RNA of Diaporthe citri, 705 nucleotides long. RefSeq lists its product as uncharacterized. NCBI's taxonomy places the organism in Eukaryota, Fungi, Ascomycota, Sordariomycetes, Diaporthales, Diaporthaceae. The record is from RefSeq and is a predicted model, not a curated record. The transcript has a single exon. The coding region runs from base 1 to 705 and encodes 234 amino acids.
AUGGCUUCUCCCACAGACUCAGACUCGAUAUUCACCACCAGCAACCCGCCGGUCGCACGCGAGACCAAGGGCUCGAUCCCAGCGCAUACGAUUGCGACCCCAACCUUCGGCCCCGGCGGAUCCUUCAGCCUCGUCGUGUCGAUACACAUCGACGCCCCGCCCGACACCGCCUUCACCGUCCUGACAGACCACACCAAGUGGCCCGAGUGGAACCGCUUCGUCCCCAAGCUCACCGUCACCUCCAGCCCGCCGCCCGCCGGCGCCGACCCGGACGCCGGCGCCCUCGAGACGCUCAUUCGCAGAGACGACGGGUCCACCUACCUGAAGAAGGACACCAAGAUGAACUUUGACGUGCACCUCGACCCGGACAAUACCGACCCGGCCAGCGGCAGGAAGCAGGCCAUUCAGGUCACGCUGCUGGAGCCCUACGACCGCGCGGGCAGGAAGGGCUGGCGCAUCGCCUGGAAGCCCACCGGCUACCCGGGCGUGGCGCUUCGUGGGGAGCGCGUGCAGGAGUUCGUCGACGACGGAAAGGGGGGCACCGAGUACACCUGCUGGGAGACCAUGUACGGCUUUCUGGGCCCCGUCGUGAAGCUGACAACUGGCGCCAAGCUUGAGAAGUGCUUCCAGUACUGGGCUGAGGAUCUGAAGAAGAGGUCUGAGGAGCGCGUCAGGGCUGAGACUGCUCCUCCGAUGGGCGAGUGA